UAUACCACAGAAAAAUAAAAAGAAGAAGAAAAAAGAAGAAGAAGAUGAAGAAGAUGAAGAAAACAAAGAUGGCAAUUCAGGAAACUGUUAGCGGACGUUAGAGAAAUUGUCACCUGGAACUCGAUGAGUUGAGCGGCACAAAAACCUUUAUUUUGAUAAACGUCCCCUUCGAUUUAUUAACACCUGAUUUUAAUAACCAGAAACGAAACAAAAUGCCUUCUCCUAAAACCAAAAACAGUGCAAAUCGCAGCGCAGGUGGAAGCGCAGGUCUCAGUGGCAGCACCAACGGCAACGGACGCUACGAGUUCAUGUCGCUGAACCGAACCCCUCCACCCACUCUCCUCCAACGGCAGGGUUCCGACCCAACCGCUGCAGCCAGACUGCGGGCAUCUGAGAGCCCUACCCGGCGAAGGGGCUCCGGGUCCUCCACCUCCUCCAACACAGGCAUGCCCGAAGAGGAUUGUAUGCGGCUCAACCCUUCAUUUAUCGGGAUAGCCCUCAGCUCCCUCCUCGCCAUAGACCUGUGGCUUUCCAAGCGGCUGGGGGUGUGUGCCUGUGAAGACUCCUCCUGGGGCAGCAUUAGACCAUUGAUGAAACUGAUAGAGAUUUCUGGACAUGGAAUACCAUGGCUGGUCGGGACAGCCUACGGCCUGUACAAGGCUGACAGUGCAGCAGGACAGGAGGUUAUGCUAAACCUCUUCAUGGCUCUCAUUAUAGACCUGAUCCUGGUUGGCAUCGUGAAAGCUGUCGUCCGUCGGCGCCGCCCGUCCCACAACCGCAUGGACAUGUUCGCCACCUUCUCCGUGGACCGCUUCUCCUUCCCCUCGGGGCACGCCACCCGCGCAGCCAUGUGUGCCCGUUUCCUGCUGGCCCACCUGGUCCUGGCCGCACCCCUCAGGGUGCUGGUGUUCUUGUGGUCUGGUCUGGUGGGGCUGAGCCGGGUGCUGCUGGGCAGACACAACGUGACCGACGUGCUGUUUGGCUUCCUAAUGGGUUACUGGCAGUACAACCUGGUGGAAAUGCUCUGGGUGUCAUCACUGGGCCUUCAGGGGCUGCUGGGACUCAUCCAGGGGUGAGGAUGAGGAGGAGGAGGAGUGGAGAUUGAGGAGGGUUAAAGAGGGUGUGGUUGGUGGGAGACCCUGUCUCAAUAUGUUUGAAACAUUGACUGAUCCUGCCCCAUACUGACACUGUGGUAACUCAUCAUAUCAAGACUAACAACGGCAACAACAAUGGCUGCCACCCACUAAUCAUCCAUCCACAUGGAACUGCAAUCAGAAGCACCUACAGUAGGAGCAGGAUGCUCCUCUACACUGCAUCACAGCACUGCUGCAAAGACCUGGAACACUUUCCACUCUACUUUAAUUCGCUGUUGAAAAAAAAAAGUGUGUGGAAUAUUAAUGUUGUGUAAUAAGCCGGGGGGGUAGUGUUACCCCCAAUACAGUCUUCUGUUCUUCUUCCAGCUUUGGAGGUUUGGGGUUCUGCAGUGAUAUGAGAGAGAGAGAGAGAGACGUGUUCUUUUAGAGGGGAAAAUGACAGCAAUAGAUUAAAACUUAAAUUGAUUAUGGUGUCUGCGGGUCGCUCUGAAAAGAGCAUAUUUUAUGGAGGAUUAAUUUUGUAUUGACUUGUUUUAAAAUGUUACGGUAUGUAAGGCUGAAAAUUGAAUGGUUUGUCUUUUUUUAUUUCCCACUGUGAAAUAUACACUGAACAAAAAUAUAAACUCAACAAUUUCAGUGAUUUUACUGAGUUACAGUUCAUAUAAGGAAGUUAGUCAAUUGAAAUAAAGUCAUUAGGCCCUAAUCUAUGGAUUUCACAUGACUAGGCAGGGGCGCAGCCAUGGGUGGGCCUGGGUGGGCCUGGGUGGGCAUAUGCCAGGGUUCCUUAACUGGCGGCAGGCGGAGACAUUUUAUCCGCGGGUGGUUUUAUUUGUCCGCCUAAGUGUUCUGAGUAAAACAUUUUUGAAUUUACAUUGUUGGAUAUAAAAGACUGUAAAAUAAAAAGGAAAUCAGCCCCAA
This is a messenger RNA of Oncorhynchus gorbuscha (pink salmon), 2012 nucleotides long. RefSeq names its product phospholipid phosphatase 6 (gene plpp6). The transcript is spliced from 2 exons. The coding region runs from base 213 to 1076 and encodes 287 amino acids. The record is from RefSeq and is a predicted model, not a curated record. Gene Ontology annotation, molecular function: sphingosine-1-phosphate phosphatase activity. NCBI's taxonomy places the organism in Eukaryota, Metazoa, Chordata, Actinopteri, Salmoniformes, Salmonidae.